Molecule: messenger RNA, 450 nt
Organism: Paramecium octaurelia
Lineage: Eukaryota; Ciliophora; Oligohymenophorea; Peniculida; Parameciidae
Source: the annotation of a GenBank genome assembly
AUGAACUCAAAUGAUGAUGAUUUAUACUUAAGUGUUUCCGAAGAGAAGGAUCUCUACAACUACAGCGAAUGGGUUGCCAUCCUCCUCCAGGAUUACGAACCCUAUCGAUAUCAAGAUAAAUACGACAAGUUGGUCAACUAAUAUCAGAAGGAUGUCCUCUUUCAAUAGAUGAUUUGGAUCGUACUCAAACUCGACAAAAACAAGAACACCUUCGAUGAUCUCAUUGCUGCGGCCAUUCCUGGAGCCAAAACCAAAGGUUACGAAGCUCCCAUCGAGAGAUUUCCCAAAUAAUAAGUCAUUGUCUCCAAAAAGGUUCUUAAGUUGAGGAGGAAACUGCAGAAUUACAAUGUUCAAUUCGAUUUCGAGGAUGAGUAUCCCCUGCCUGAAAUUAGUAGAGAACUUGAAUUCAAAUUUGAUGUGAAUACUAUUUUACAGCUCAUUUUAUAAUGA